Messenger RNA from Cornus florida, 2212 nucleotides. Its product is annotated as histone acetyltransferase GCN5. Gene Ontology annotation, molecular function: histone H3 acetyltransferase activity; protein binding. The coding region runs from base 260 to 1960 and encodes 566 amino acids. Lineage: Eukaryota; Viridiplantae; Streptophyta; Magnoliopsida; Cornales; Cornaceae. Gene Ontology annotation, cellular component: histone acetyltransferase complex. Gene Ontology annotation, biological process: positive regulation of transcription by RNA polymerase II; chromatin remodeling. The transcript has 14 exons. The record is from RefSeq and is a predicted model, not a curated record.
ACAAUGAUAGCAGUAGCCACCACAAUUGGUAAUAGUAUAUACGAACCAGAUGACCCAAUCUUUCAAAAUCUUCAUAACCGUUAGGACUAAAUCCAAGAAAUGAAACCCCAACCUUAGGAUCAAACCUAAUUCUUGAAAAUUUCAAUUCCUGGAGAAACCCUAGAAAUCUAACCGUAAUCUCUUGGAGAAAACCUAGAAAAGAAACUUAUUUUCUUCAAAAUCUAUAUAUUUAUAGUAGAAACCCUAGAAAUCAAAAGCAAUGGACACUCAUUCAUCUCACUUAGCAGCACCAGUUCGUUCUCGGAGCUCACAGUCACCGUCACCGUCCCACUCCGCCUCGGCCUCCGCCACCUCCUCUAUCCACAAGCGCAAGCUUGCGGCGGACGACCAAGCACCGCCCUUCCCCUCCUUCUCCGACACCCGCGACGGUGCCCUAACCUCCAACGACGAACUUGAGAGCAUCAGCGCCCGUGGCGCCGAAUCGGAUUCGGACGACGAGUCCGAGGAGGUCGUCGAUGACGACGAGUCCGAAUAUGACGACUCCAUGCGGACCUUCACGGCGUCUCGGUUGGAGAAUGCGGCUGUGCCUGCGAGAAACACGAAGCUCAAGACUGAGAACUCGGUGAAGAUUGAGCCUACGGAGGUUGGGAAAGAAGGCGGCAGUGCAGGUUUGGGCGCUUCUGUCGCACCAGCAGUUGCAGGUUUGGUUCCGGGGAUUGUGGCCAAGGAAGAUACUGUGAAGAAUAUAUUUACAGAUAAUAUACAGACUAGUGGGGCUUACAGUGCUAGGGAAGAGAGUUUGAAGAGAGAGGGUGUUGCUUUUAACUACCCAAAGGAUGUUUUAAAGUCUUGGCAUGUAAACGACAUCUUAAAACAUUCUCUAGAGGAAGCAGGUAGACUCAAGUUUGUAUGCGUUUCAAAUGAUGGUAUUAAUGACCAUAUGGUUUGGUUGAUAGGAUUGAAGAAUAUAUUUGCCAAGCAGCUACCUAACAUGCCUAAGGAAUACAUUGUUCGUCUUGUCAUGGACAGGACCCAUAAAUCUGUAAUGGUUAUAAGGCGUAAUCAGGUUGUCGGUGGAAUAACAUACCGCCCUUAUGUUACCCAAAAGUUUGGGGAGAUAGCUUUUUGUGCAAUCACAGCAGAUGAACAAGUAAAAGGUUAUGGUACCAGAUUGAUGAAUCACUUAAAGCAGCAUGCACGUGAUGUUGAUGGGCUAACUCAUUUUUUAACUUAUGCUGACAAUAACGCUGUUGGUUAUUUUAUAAAGCAGGGUUUUACAAAAGAAAUAAACUUGGAGAAAGAACGGUGGCAUGGAUAUAUUAAAGAUUAUGAUGGAGGGAUCCUUAUGGAAUGCAAAAUUGAUCCAAAGCUUCCAUACACUGAUUUGUCAACUAUGAUUCGGAGACAGAGGCAGGCAAUUGAUGAAAAGAUCAGGGAGCUCUCAAAUUGUCAUAUUAUCUACUCUGGAAUUGAUUUUCAGAAGAAAGAAGCUGGUAUUCCCAAAAAAAUCAUCAAAGUUGAAGAUAUUCCCGGAUUGAGGGAGGCUGGGUGGACGCCUGAUCAAUAUGGCCAUUCACGGUUUAAGACAGCAAGUGCUUCUGUGGACAUUUUCUCAAAUCAAAAAUCGUUGACUGCAUUCAUGCGCUCUCUUUUAAAGGUAAUGCAUGACCAUCCUGAUGCUUGGCCAUUCAAGGAACCAGUGGAUGCACGAGAUGUGCCCGACUACUAUGACAUCAUUAAAGAUCCCAUGGAUUUGAAAACAAUGUCGAAGCGAGUAGAGUCAGAGCAAUAUUACGUGACCUUUGAUAUGUUCGUUGCAGAUGUCCGGAGGAUGUUUGCUAAUGCACGAACUUACAACUCCCCUGAAACCAUAUAUUAUAAAUGUGCAACCAGGCUGGAAACCCAUUUCUCUGGUAAAGUUCAAUCAGGUCUCCAAUCUGGUACCAAAAUUCAACACUGAUGAACUCGUACAUUUAUUGAAGAGCAUAGCACAUUUAGGGAUCACUACUCUCUUAAUUUAACUUAUGACUGUUACCCUUUCAAAGUAAAUUUGGCUGGGCGGUUCACAUUGUUGCAUGAGUUGUGGUGGUUAUAUUUUCAACCGUGAUGUCUUUAGUGGUAAUCGAGCAUCUGCAUAUUUUCAAUCUUGUAUUAAUAAAUUCAAUGCAUAAUUAUGGCAAAGUCUCAAGGGAGAUUGACACAUUUUAUCCUA